Messenger RNA from Actinia tenebrosa (Australian red waratah sea anemone), 2067 nucleotides. RefSeq lists its product as uncharacterized. Gene Ontology annotation, cellular component: cytoplasm. The record is from RefSeq and is a predicted model, not a curated record. Gene Ontology annotation, molecular function: saccharopine dehydrogenase (NAD+, L-lysine-forming) activity. Lineage: Eukaryota; Metazoa; Cnidaria; Anthozoa; Actiniaria; Actiniidae.
ACCUAGUGAAGGCUCAUGUGCAUACUGGGAAAUACAAGUGACUUGAAUUAUUCCAUAGUGUGUCAAACAAACCUUUGGUUGUAUCCUGAUGUGUUGCAGCAUUCCAGGGGUAGAUAUUGUACCACUUGGGUCAUGGCAGAAUGCUCCAAAAGAUGCCAUUAUUCUUGGCCUGAAGGACUUGCCGCUAGCACACACACCAAUAGUACACCAACAUGUUUUCUUUGCUCAUGCAUAUAAGCAUCAGAUAGGUGCUGAACAGCUUUUGCAGAGAUUUCACAAGGGAGGUGGAUGUAUAUUGGACAUAGAGUUCAUGACAGAUGAAAAAGGAUGUAGAUCUGUUGCUGUGUUUAGCCCUGUUGCUGGGGCAACUGGUAUGGCCUUGGGUGUGGCAGCCUGGUGCUAUCAACAUUUAGGACGUGCUAUGCCAGGAAUCAAGCCCUUUGAGAGUGAGAAAGAGAUGGUUGAAGAAGUCAUGCCUCUCCUUAAAGAAGUUUCUAAUAAAAAAGGAGUUUCAGAGAUUUACCCAACGGUGUUGGUGAUGGGUGCAUUAGGGCGAUGUGGACAUGGAGCUUUAGACAUUGCUAGGAAACUAGGAAUACCAGAGUCUAACCAAAUAAAGUGGGAUCUAGAGGAGACUAAGGGUGGAGGUCCCUUUCCACAAAUACUCAAGUAUGAUAUAUUUGUCAACUGUAUUCUACUGUCUAAGAAAAUCCCUCCAUUUUUAACACGAGAGAUGCUGGACACAGAUGAAAGGAAUCUCUCCCUUGUUGUUGAUGUAAGCUGUGACGUCAAUAACCCUGACAAUCCACUGCCAUUUUACGACUCUGCCACCACACCCCAGAAUCCUGUGCGAGCUGUUGAUUUAAGUAAAUCAAGCAAGACCCUUGAAAUUCUGUCUAUUGAUUUCCUGCCUUCCUUGCUGCCACGAGAAAGCAGCAUACGAUUUGCUGACAAGAUGACGCCAUACUUGAAGAGACUAACUAAGGAUGAUCCCGACCCAGUGUGGAUACGAACCAAGAAAGUAUUUGAACAAAAAGUACAAGAACUGUGCAGUUGACAGCGAGGAUGACAAUUCAAUCAAUGUUUUUUAACGAGUUUAAUUCAUAAUCUACUCAGUCACUUUUAAAAAUAAUGAUGCAUAAUUUAAAAAUUAUUCCUAUAUAUUAUUUUUUAUCAGUCCUUACGAAGAACGGAUUGUUAUAACGAGCAUUUUAUAAAUCAAUUUAUAAUAAAGCUUUUUUCAUAGGAAACUUUAUACUAGCCUUAGUGCAUUUCAAUCAGGAAUAGUCAUUUAAAUUUUGUUUUUUCCUUCGAGAGAAUUUUAGUCCAAAUGCAUUUUGUACCAAUGCUUUCAAUAUUAAAGACACUCUAAAUAAAUAUCAUAAUAAAUAGUCUUAAAACUAAGUCGUCCUCGCUAGUUUUGAAGAAAUAGAAAACGCGCGUGCGAGUGGUGUACAUUUAUGAAGCACGCGGCAAUCUGAGCAGAACACGGGAGAAGUGUUAGGAAAAGCACCACACGUAGCGGAGUGCUUCUUGAAUGAGUUUUGCUAAUCCAAAAGUGCUUUAUAACUGCACACAGCGAGCAAAUUCCAUUUUAUUUCUCUUAGAAAAUAGAAAUUAUGAACAAAACCGUUAUAUUGUAGUGACGCAAAAGAAAGUGUGCACGUGUGCUGUGUGUUCUCAUAAUGCACGCAACAUUUAAAAUAUAGGAGUAGCAUGACGCGCGCAUGCCGACAUUUAACCAAAACGCAGUUUCCAUGCUAAGCUUGCUUUAUUUUGUCUACAAUAAAUAAUGGUAAAGAAUUUACUUGUAAAGUUUUUUUCAGGAUACCAAGAUUUUCCUAGACGAAUGUCUCUUUUGAAGGAUGAGACAAAAGAUUUCAUAUUUCCGAAAAUUGCCACAAAAAUCGCAGUAAAAAUCGCCGCAAAAAUCGCCAGUGUAAACGGGGCUUUAGAAAAGUACCGGUGAAAAUGAGGUUAUCCAAAUAUCAAUGACUUAUCUGACAAUACCCAUGUUUACAUUUAAAUGGUGAGACGAAACUUUGAUCAUUAAACCUUGAUAAUGGA